Messenger RNA from Mya arenaria, 867 nucleotides. RefSeq lists its product as uncharacterized. The transcript has 4 exons. The record is from RefSeq and is a predicted model, not a curated record. Bases 1 to 867 code for a protein of 288 amino acids. Lineage: Eukaryota; Metazoa; Mollusca; Bivalvia; Myida; Myidae.
AUGAAUUGUCAUGCAGUUUUGUUGUUAUCGUGGCUCCUGCUAGGCACUCUGGCCGGGAUCAGAGGUCAUGGUCGCCUUCUGGAGCCACCGGGACGCUCUUCCGCUUGGAGGUUCAAUUUUCCCGUGCCACAUAACACAAUGGACCACCAACUCAACUGUAAAGGAUAUGGGCACCAGUAUCAACAGAUCGGGGGGAGGUGCGGCGUGUGCGGGGACCCGUAUGAAGGGCCGUAUGAAAACGAGGCUGGCGGAAAAUACGCCCGGGGUAUUAUUGUCCAGAAUUACACCCAGGGACAACGAAUACGAGUUACGAUUGAAAUCACCGUUAACCACGGAGGAUAUUCCGAGUUCCGUAUCUGCCCAAACAAUGAUGUCACGAAGCGCGUGACGCAAGAUUGCAUGGAUCAUUAUCUAUUGAUGACCCCUUUCGGCGAGACGCGCUACAUGCAUGCGCCGAACGGGGAUCCUGCUGGGCUUGGGGAAAAGCAUAUUGAUCUACUCCUUCCGCCCGGCCUUACGUGUACACAAUGCGUCCUCCAGUGGAUAUGGACCGGAGAUUCAAACAACAACUGCUGGCUCAAUAGUACAUGUUGUACAGAAGUCGGCUGCGGUCCUCAGGAGCACUUUUACGGCUGCGCCGACGUCUCCGUCCGGUCCUCCGUGCAACCAUGGGCCCCUCAACCAACUCUUCUUCUGAACAUGACGUCACAGGUGGGCACUUCCGGCCCGGCUUGCAUUGCGAGCGAAAUGGCGAGAAACAUGGUGGGCCAGCCCCGUGCGGACGAACUUUGCCAACGGGCCUGUAGCGGACCAGGCAGCGUGUGUCCGGUGUAUUUCUGUGCGGACUCUUGCAGGAGAACGUUCUAA